Molecule: messenger RNA, 956 nt
Organism: Urocitellus parryii (Arctic ground squirrel)
Lineage: Eukaryota; Metazoa; Chordata; Mammalia; Rodentia; Sciuridae
Gene: Atp4b
Product: ATPase H+/K+ transporting subunit beta
Biological process (GO): sodium ion export across plasma membrane; intracellular sodium ion homeostasis; intracellular potassium ion homeostasis
Cellular component (GO): sodium:potassium-exchanging ATPase complex
Molecular function (GO): ATPase activator activity
Source: RefSeq, a predicted model, not a curated record
AUGGCCGCGCUGCAGGAGAAAAAGUCCUGCAGCCAGCGCAUGGCUGAGUUCCAGAACUACUGCUGGAACCCGGACACRGGCCAGAUGCUGGGCCGCACCCCGAUCCGGUGGGUGUGGAUCAGCCUGUACUACGUGGCCUUCUACGUGGUCAUGACGGGGCUCUUUGCCCUGUGCCUCUACGUCCUGAUGCAGACCAUUGACCCGUACACACCUGACUACCAGGACCAGCUAAAGUCACCAGGGGUGACCCUGAGGCCGGACGUGUACGGGGAGAGAGGGCUGCAGAUCUCCUACAACGUCUCCGACAGCAGCUCCUGGGCGGGCCUCACCCACAGCCUCCACCGCUUCCUGGCAGGCUACUCCCCCGCGGCCCAGCAGGACAACGUGGACUGCACGUCUGAGCAGUACUUCUUCCAGGAGAGCUUCAGAGCUCCCAACCACACCAAGUUCUCCUGCAAGUUCACCGCAGACAUGCUGCAGAACUGCUCCGGCCUGCCCGACCCCGACUUCGGCUUUGGGGAAGGAAAGCCGUGUUUCAUCAUUAAGAUGAACAGGAUCGUCCGGUUCCUGCCCAGCAACGACACGGCCCCCCGAGUGGACUGCACUUUCUUGGACAGGCCCCCCCGGGGUGCGGGGCCCCUGCAGGUGGCCUACUACCCGCCCAACGGCACCUUCAGCCUGCACUACUUCCCCUACUACGGGAAGAAAGCCCAGCCCCACUACAGCAACCCUCUGGUGGCAGCAAAGCUGCUCAACGUCCCCACCAACACAGAGGUUGUCAUCGUGUGCAAGAUUCUCGCGGAGCACGUGACCUUCGACAACCCCCAUGACCCCUACGAAGGGAAGGUGGAAUUCAAACUCAGAAUCCAGGAGUGAGGCAGCCCCUGGGCUCCAGGCCUACCUCCCCGGCCCUGCAGGUCCCUGCGGCCCCGCUGCUCCGGGCUGCUGGAGAGGCG